GAAUCAGCAGCCGCAGCAGCAUCACCUCCUCCUCCUACAAAGAGCGGGCGGAGGACCGUGCGACACCAGGGAGACGGGGGAAAAGUCGCACAUGUAAGGAGAGGAGGCAGCAGGAGCAGCAGGUUUCUCUCGGAGGUGACUCCAGGCGGUGACGUCAGUAUGCUGGUGAAGGAGUACCGGAUCUGCAUGCCUCUCACCACAGAAGAGUACAGGAUCGGGCAGCUGUACACCAUCAGUAAGCACAGCCACCAGGAGAGUGACAGAGGCGAGGGCGUGGAGGUGAUGGAGAACCGGGCACACCAUGACCCUGCCUAUGGUGAUGGGCAGUACACGGAGAAGCGGGUGCACCUGUCCAGCAAAUUACCCAGCUGGGCACGAGCCGUGGUUCCCCGGAUAUUCUACGUGUGUGAAAAAGCCUGGAACUACUACCCCUACACGGUGACAGAAUAUACGUGCUCGUUCCUUCCAAAAUUCUCCAUUCACAUCGAGACCAGGUAUUCCGAUGACUGUGGCGAUAACGACAGUAUAUUUAAUGCAGACUUAGCGGACGAGGCCCACGAGGUGACCCACCUGGACAUAGCGUACGAUGAAAUCCCAGAGCGCUAUUUCAAGAGCUCGGAGGAUCUCAGGCAUUUUAUGUCCAGUAAGACGGGGCGUGGACCUCUGAAGGAGGGGUGGAGGAGCCACAUGCAGCCCAUCAUGUGCUCCUACAAACUGGUGAACGUCAAGUUCGAGGUGUGGGGGCUCCAGACACGGGUGGAGCAGUUUGUUCACAAGGUAAUUCGGGAUCUGCUGAUUGUGGGGCAUCGACAGGCCUUUGCAUGGGUGGAUGAGUGGUAUGGAAUGACCAUGGAAGAAGUACGGGAGUACGAGAAGGAGACGCAGGCGGCCACAAACAAGAAAAUAGGCCCAGUCGCCCCAACCAUUACCAUCACGCCGGAGAGCCAGUUCCCAGCCAUCCGCAGCGCCCCCGCCACCCCCAUCACUGGCGAACCUCCAGAGUUCCUCACCCUCCCCAAGGACAGACCACGCAAGACCUCAGCACCAGAUACUCUCACCCUGCCAGAACUUAGAGAGCGAGCCAACGGCCCGUCCAACAGUCACUUGUCCCCUACAAAUACCGACAGCUGAAACCAAGGCACCAUCUCCGUUGCUGCUCCCCCGUCAUAAGGAUCACCCGUUCCCUACAUGUGGAAAAAUCCAGAAGUGAUAAUCCCGGAUACUUUGCCUGAAGAAGUAAACCCCGUAAGACAGAGAGGACUUCAUCUUCGGUGACUUCUUCACCCUUCAGCGAUGGGCGCUUUAUAACAAAAUGAAGUAUUUAGUCUGACUCUCUAGACUGACGAGCGCCAUGUUGCCUCUCCAGUCAUUCCAAACUUGUACAGUUUAUAAGAGCGGCGCAGGGACCAGAGCGCAUGACGGCAGACUCCCCGCUCCUCGUAGGUCUCUUCCCGCUCUUUGGUGGGAUUCUCGCUGGACUGGUGUGAUUUCUAUUUCUUCCUUAUCAUAGAAUGUAUUGGCCCCUGCGCAGAACCACCGUGUCAACGGGUCUACCCGUAGCUUUCAUCGGCUCUGCCAUAGAUCACCUACUGACAGACAAUCACUCGUCGGCUUGUGGAUUUCAUUUGUCAUUAUUUCUGUGCUGUGGUAAUAGAAGCUUUUUAUGUUGACUUUUUUAAUUUCGUGCCAGAAAUUAGUCCGAAGAACGAGACAGUAGUAGCUCAUCAGUAACUAGCUGCUGUCAUUCACUUUUAUUUUUUUGGGGAAUUAAUUAUGUUGAAUGACUCUAUUUAAUGACCCAUAAAAUGAGCUGUAG
This is a messenger RNA of Bufo bufo (common toad), 1816 nucleotides long. Its product is annotated as cytoplasmic phosphatidylinositol transfer protein 1-like. Gene Ontology annotation, cellular component: cytoplasm. NCBI's taxonomy places the organism in Eukaryota, Metazoa, Chordata, Amphibia, Anura, Bufonidae. The record is from RefSeq and is a predicted model, not a curated record. Gene Ontology annotation, molecular function: phosphatidylinositol binding; phosphatidylinositol transfer activity. Bases 160 to 1131 code for a protein of 323 amino acids. Gene Ontology annotation, biological process: phospholipid transport. The transcript is spliced from 10 exons.